This is a messenger RNA of Vicia villosa (hairy vetch), 1413 nucleotides long. RefSeq lists its product as uncharacterized. The record is from RefSeq and is a predicted model, not a curated record. Bases 1 to 1413 code for a protein of 470 amino acids. Lineage: Eukaryota; Viridiplantae; Streptophyta; Magnoliopsida; Fabales; Fabaceae. The transcript is spliced from 5 exons.
AUGACUCAAGUAGAAGAGCUAAACCUGAAGAAAAAUAUAAUCACAGCAAAGGAAUUCAAUGCCAUGGAUGUGAAGGAAGAAUCAGCCAAACAUGUCACAGCCUUCACUGGUGUCUGCAAUUCUGAUGAAGACUCUAGUGAUGAUGAGCUAACCUUUGAAGAACUGGCAGCAUCCUAUAGAAAGCUGUGUAUCAGAAGUGCUGAAGUAUGUCAACAAAGUGAAAAGCAGAAGAAGUACAUAGCUCAGCUGGAGGCUGAUAACAAAGGCUUUAGUAAAACAAUAUCUGAACUAAACAAUGAAAUUAUCAUGCUACAAUCCAAACUCGAUCAGAUGUCAAAAUCUGUAAAGAUGUUGAAUAGUGGCUCAGAUAUGCUGGAUGAGAUUCUGCAGAUUGGAAAGAGUUCAGGAGAUAUGUCUGGUAUAGGUUUUGUUGGUACAAAGAAACCUUCCCAGGAUGGGAACAGGAUUAAACCUGAAACUGAGAUGUUGAACCCGAUGUCAAGACAUGCGACCCAACAUCAAGACAGAAGUAUAAUGAAGAGAAAAUUUCAAAGAUGGAGAUGUCAUCACUGUGGAAGAUUUGGACACAUCAAACCCUUUUGCUUCAGACACAUGACUGGAAUCAAGAAUCUACUUGUGGAUAUCAGAAGCCAUGCUACUAGCUAUGUUACCUUUGGUGAUGGAGCUAAAGGAGAAAUCAAGGGAGUUGGUAAACUGAACUGCUCAGGAGUUCCAAAUCUGGAAGGUGUAUUACUGGUCAAAGGAUUGACUGCUAAUCUCAUAAGUAUUAGUCAACUUUGUGACCAAGGAUACCAAGUUAACUUCACUAGAGCUGAGUGUGUGGUCACUGAUGAAGGGAAGAAUGUAAUAAUGAGAGGAGUCAGAGAUCACAGAAGAAAAAUGGAUUCUAAGAGUGAUGAAGGGAUUUUUCUUGGGUACUCUACAAACAGCAGAGCCUAUAGAGUUUUCAACUCAAGAACUAGGGUAAUCAUGGAAUCUAUAAAUGUGGUGGUUGAUGAUGAACACAAACAAGCAGAUGUCACAUAUGAUGUUGGAACAUUCUGGGAACAAGCAGCUGAAGACUCUAGAAAAGAAGAUGAGUGCAGGCCCUCUGCUGCAAAAUCUGAAGCUGAACUCUCUAACAAAGGACCUUCCAUAAGAAUCCAAAAGGAUCAUCCUAGUGAACUUAUUAUAGGAGAUCCCAAUAGUGGAGUAGUUACAAGGUCAAGAGAGCAAGUAUCAAACUCCUGCUUUGUAUCAAAAACUGAACCUAAGAAUGUUAAGGAGGCUUUGACAGAUGAGUUUUGGAUUAAUGCUAUGCAAGAGGAAUUAUGCCAGUUUGAAAGGAAUGAAGUAUGGGAGCUGGUUCCAAGACCACAAAAUUCUAAUGUCAUUGGAACAAAAUGGACUUGA